Symbiodinium sp. CCMP2592 is the source of this 536-nucleotide messenger RNA. Lineage: Eukaryota; Dinophyceae; Suessiales; Symbiodiniaceae. The record is from the annotation of a GenBank genome assembly.
GCCGUCGAUGCUGCGGAGGCUUCCUCCAAGGCAGCAAAGGCUUCUGGGGACGCGGCCGGCGAGGCCGCGUCGAGGUUGCUGCUUGCGGGUCUCGCAGCAGCGACCCACAAUGCCAGUGAGGCUCAGGAGCACGCCACAGCGGCGCAGGGGCUUUUCAAGCAAGCAGGUGACCAGCUGGGAACGGCCAAAGCCAACCACUUCAUCGGUUGGGCUCUCGCGACCAAGGGCAAGUUCGAGGAGGGAAUCGAGCUCUGCGGCGAGGCUGGAUCCGUGGCGCGCCGGCUUGGUGCUAAGAAGAUCGAGGCCUUGAUCUGCUACUGCAUCUCGAGGCUCUACCUGACCAGGAGUUUGGGUCGCGAGGCAGUGGAGUUUGCCGAGGACGCCGUGGCAGCACUUCGGACACUCCCCGGGCUCACAGGACUUCAGGCCUCUGCGGCCGAUCUACUUGUUCAGGCCUACAUCCACAAGGGCGACACCCGAUCUGGCCUCCGCGUGGCCAAAGAGGGUUUGGAUGCAUUCCGCGCCAAGCACUGCAG